AUGAACGCUUUUGAAGAAUUAUUUACACACUUCCCAAAUUUUCGGAUUAUCGUUUGUAGAGAUUGCAAGUUUGCGGUGGUCCCCGACCAGAUAAAAGCGCAUCUCAACCAAAACCACCAGACGCUCACGGCGAGUACGAGGAAGAACAUCGUCGAGCAGGUGGGUAGGCUCGAUCACGUUGCGUAUAGGACAGAAGACGUCAUCUAUCCCGUCGCCGUACAAGAUGCGGUCCGGGAGCUCGGCCCAGUCAUAGAGCAAUGCUUUGAGUGUAAAGAGUGCGGGUUACUCCGGGAGAGUAGAAAAGGCAUCGAGGCACACUGUAGGAAAGAACAUAAUUGGAGCAGCACAAAAUCCAGAGGAGGGCGAGGAAGCUUUAGGAGUCAGGCUGCCAGAAAUCAGCCGUUCACAGAGGGGCACUACUGUCAGAGGUUCUUCAAAUAUGCGCAGUGGACCAAACUCUUCAAAGUGUUGCAGGCGGUGCCGCAUGUACAGAGCAGCCAUCACGACUUCGAGGCUGACACGAGGGCGCAAAAACUGGCAGACGGAGCUACGGAUGAAUUGAAGAGCAAGUUGCAAGAGCUCCAUCGCCAAAGAGAAGUAGGUGUCAGCGACGUCAGGUCUGCGAUGGACCCGUGGCUGGACCACACGGGCUGGGCGUCACAUCUAAGCGGCUUUGAGAAAGAAAAGCUCAGAGCGAGCUUGAACGCAGCACCGCAGCGAGAAGCCGACGAAGAGGGCCGGCAGGUAGUCAACGAAGAGGAGAACGCCAUCGAGACAGCGUGUAGGGCGACCGGAAGCGCGAUCAAAAAAGCCAUGGAUAUCAGCAACCCGUACACGAUCCCCAGAGCGGCACUCCACUACGUGAAUAGGAAGGAGACUGGUGCGGAGAACAACGAGACGCCGUUCUACAACAAGCACAAAGCCAGCACAUUGAAGAAAUAUGCCCGGGUGUGGGGUUCGCUCUUGAGGUAUCUGUGGAGGAGUCAGACGUGGGAGAAGAAGCCGGCUUACCAGCUCACGACCGGGCAGAAGGCGAAGUUGGAGACGGUGCAGAGGCUGGCAAGGCAACCGAUAUCGAAUCUCCGCUCGUCGGAAAAGUCGGACGCUAGGGGAAAGCUCGAGUGGGCUGUCGUUCUUUUCUGGGCAAGCAUGCUCGAUCAAGAGCUACUCGACAACGAGUUCGAGAGUGGAUUUCUCAGCGCGGUGGCGGUUCUCGGGCUCGACACGGACGACGCAGGUUGGGUGAAAGUAUUCAAUUUCACCCCAAAACUGGCUGCCAUCGUGACGAUAACUAGAGCUCUGGUGAUAUGGAUGGCUUAUAAGCAGAGGCAAGACCACAUCCACCAACUGACGGAAGAGGAAGGUAUGGGCGAGGUGGAGGCCAAGAAACGGGCAGUCAGUGUUGUGGAAGGGGUGCACACCAUGGUACCGCGGCUCAUAUGUUUGCAGGAAUACGGCGGGGUUGCGAGCCCGAUGGAUCGAAUACUGCACAUGAAGACGUAUGGCAUGAGAAUCAGAUUCACGGAGAAGGCCGCCGCCAGAGUCACUUGGAUGAACAGAUGCCAGGAAGUCUGCAUAGACAGAGUCAGCUUCAGCAUGGGUGAUCUGAGGGAUGCGAUGCACGGGCUCCAAGAAAGGUGCCAGGACAGGCUUGUGAAGCAAGUGAUGUUUCUACAGCGCGAGGAAGAGCUGCCAAUCUUGCGUCUGGAGAGACUGUUCGACAACCCGAGCGAUCUCACCGAAGGUUGGAGUUUCUUAGAUGAUGAGAGGAACGAGGAAACUCUCGGGCAGAUUAGGAGAGCGGAUGGUAAAGACGUCGACAGCAGGAAGUGGCUAUGGAGCAGGCUGAUGCGAGAAGACCACUUGGUGAAGAGGUUCUUACUGAAUGACGACAUGGCCAAAGUCGAGGACUGGACCGGGCUACAGUGGAAUCUGACACAGGUCGAGAAUUACUUCAGCCAGAGGCACUGA
Molecule: messenger RNA, 1971 nt
Organism: Metarhizium album ARSEF 1941
Lineage: Eukaryota; Fungi; Ascomycota; Sordariomycetes; Hypocreales; Clavicipitaceae
Exons: 2
Coding region: 1-1971 (656 amino acids)
Source: RefSeq, a predicted model, not a curated record